AUGCUAGACAUAUCCGUUCUCCAAUACGCUUUGACAUUGGAGCACAUUGAAAACGCCUUUUACGUCUCCGGUCUUACGAAAUAUGAUGAACAGGCGUUCCUCGACGCUGGCUUCCCUGCCUGGGUUCGUGGGCGCAUCCAACAAAUCGGAGACCACGAGGCAGAUCAUGUCGCCUUCUUGACUGCUGCUAUUGAAGCGAACGGGGUCAACGCGACGCAGGCAUGCAAUUACAGCUACCCAUACACUGACGUUGCGUCUUUCGUCACGAUGUCCGCGUCCAUAGAGGGUGUGGGUACCGCUGCGUACUUGGGAUCAGCCCACUACCUGACCAGCAAGACCAACCUGAAUGCCGCUGGCGCUAUUUUAGCCACCGAAGCCCGCCAGGCCUCGUGGCUCUCUUCCGCCGCGCUGAAAGGAAGCCCCUGGUCAACAGACUUCCAGACUCCAUUGGAGCCCUCCGGCGUGUAUUCCAUCGCUUCCCAGUUCAUCGUUCCCGGCUCGUGCCCAUCCACCAACCCGGCCCUGUUCGUGAAGCCCUUCCCUGCGGCCACAGUCACCCCCGCGACCCCCACGCCCGGCUCGCAGAUCACCGUGUCCCUCCCAGAGGGCUACGUCGGUCCCUCGAACACGAGCACCCCGCUGUACAUGGCAUACUACUCGGGCUUGAACGUCUACAGCUCGGAAAUCGACUCGAAUGGCACGACAACAAUCCCGGAGGGCUUGGUGGGCAUCGUGUUCGCUGCGGUUGUCAACGAGGAGCCGAGCCCCGUGAACCCGCCCACGGAUGACACCACUUUGAGCGGCUUGGUUAACUGGGACUUCGGUGUCCCCAGCAACUCCAGGCAGAUCUUCAACACUACCAUUCCUCCUUAUAAUUGAUAUCGUACCUCAGCAUAAUAGGAGACAUGGAUGAGGUCGAGACACUCCAUUGUCACGGACUUAUAUGAAUCAAACAUUACUUGGACGUUACAAUGAAUGGACAAUGUUGUUACCAGGGAGCCUGGCUAUAGUGAUUUAUUCCAGGGA
Gloeophyllum trabeum ATCC 11539 is the source of this 1026-nucleotide messenger RNA. RefSeq lists its product as uncharacterized. Lineage: Eukaryota; Fungi; Basidiomycota; Agaricomycetes; Gloeophyllales; Gloeophyllaceae. The coding region runs from base 1 to 879 and encodes 292 amino acids. The transcript has 3 exons. The record is from RefSeq and is a predicted model, not a curated record.